CAGAAUGCCUCUGACUGCAUUCUCCUGAGCCACCCAAACCUCUAGGCAGCCUGGAUUCCAGGGACAGGAGAGCUGCCGAAGAAUGGGCACCACGGCAGUGAUCACACCUUCUCUUGUUUGGGGGCUUCUAAGUUGCUGUUUCCUCUGCAGCUGGGCUCUGGGGAGCCAAUGGUCCUUCCGCUCUCUGCCUCCACUACCCUCCCAAGCCAAGGCAGGACCUGGGCCCACAUGGAAGCCCCCGCAGGGGGCCAAAGCGGCCCUGGCUUUUCUCUACUCCGGAGACAUUCAACAGCUGUCAGGGGCUAAUUGCAGUGAGAGUUAUGAAGUCCAUGGAACAGAAGGCAGUGUGGGGAUCCCCCCAGUCCUACAGAGAGCAGCGGGCACCCUGGCCCAGGCUGCCAAUUUUCUCAACAUGCUUCUACAAGCCAACGACAUCCGGGAGUCGAGUGUGGAAGAGGACAUUGAGUGGUACCAGGCACUUGUCCGAAGUGUGGUAGAGGGGGACCCAAAAGCCUACAGGGCUUUAUUGACCUUUAACCCUCCACCAGGGGCCAGCCACCUUCAGUUGGCCCUGCAGGCCACCCGGAUGGGGGAUGAGACCAUCCUCCGGGACCUCUCUGGGAACAAGGUACAGGAAGAAAAUCCAGAAGAGGACCUGGACAGCCCUGUCCUUCAGAAGCGAGUACUGACCAAUGACCUAAGGAGUCUUGAAAGCCCCAAGUGGCCACGGGGGGAUGGGUACGUGGGGGACAUACAGCAGGUGAAGCUGUCUCCUCCCUUCCUGGAAUGCCACGAGGGCCAGCUCCGUCCUGGCUGGCUAGUCACAGUCUCAGCCACAUUCUAUGGUCUCAAGCCAGACCUCACCCCAGAAGUCAGGGGCCAGGUGCAGAUGGACAUCGACCUCCAAAGCGUGGACAUCAAUCAGUGUGCAAGCGGCCCAGGCUGGUACUCCAACACCCACCUGUGUGACCUCAACAGCACUCAGUGUGUCCCUCUGGAGAGUCAGGGUUUUGUCCUUGGCCGCUAUCUAUGUCGCUGCCGACCUGGAUUCUACGGGGCUAGCAGUUCUGGGGGAUUAGAAGAGAGUGCAACUCAGACUGCUGGGCAAUUGGGGUCCCCUCAAGGCAGCUUAGGGAAGCUGCUGAGGUGCCAGCCAUGUCCUGAGGGCUGCACUAGCUGUCUGGAUGCCACGCCAUGCCUGGUGGAGGAGGCCCUGGCACUGAGGAUGGCAGUGCUGGCCUGCCAGGCCUGCUGCAUGCUGGCCGUCUUCCUGAGUAUGCUGGUGGCCUACCGUUGCCGCAGGAGCAAGAAGAUCCGGGCAUCUGGAAUCUUCCUGCUGGAGACCAUCCUUUUUGGAUCCUUACUUCUCUACUUUCCUGUCUUCAUCCUGUACUUCAAGCCCAGCGUGUUCCGCUGCAUCGCUCUCCGCUGGGUCCGGCUGCUGGGCUUUGCCGUCGUCUAUGGGACCAUUAUACUGAAGCUGUCUAGGGUGCUCCAGCUGUUUCUGUCUCGAACAGCCCAGCGAGGCCCACACCCAAGCAGUGGGCAGCUGCUGCAGCGCCUGGGACAGCUCCUGUUGUUGGUAUUGGGUUUCUUGGUCCUGUGGACAGCUGGUGUCCUGGAGCCAGGCAUCCAGCACACGCCUCUGGUGACCCAAGGCCACACUCCCACCGGCCGCCAUUUCUACCUCUGUCACCACGACCACUGGGACUACAUCAUGGUUGUGGCGGAAAUGCUGCUGCUGUGUGGGGGCAGUUUCCUCUGCUACGCCACCCGGGCUGUCCCCUCAGCCUUCCAUGAACCACGCUACAUGGGCAUCGCCCUGCACAAUGAGCUGCUACUCUCUACUGUCUUCCACACGGUCAGGUUUACGCUGGUUCCUUCCCUGCACCCAGACUGGACCCUUCUCCUCUUCUUCCUCCAUACCCAUAGUACAGUCACGGCCACGCUGGCUCUGCUCUUCAUCCCAAAGUUCUGGAAGCCAGGGGCGCCUCCCCGAGAGGAGAUCUUGGAUGAGGUGUAUGAAGAUGAGCUGGACCUGCAGCGCUCAGGCUCCUACCUCAACAGCAGCAUCGCCUCAGCCUGGAGUGAGCGAAGCUUGGACCCAGGGGAUAUUCGGGAUGAGCUGAAGAAGCUCUAUGCCCAACUGGAGGUCUGCAAGACCAAGGAGAUGACUGCUAACAACCCCCAUCUUCCCAAGAAGCAGAGAAGCUCACGCCAGGGACUAGGGCGCUCUUUCAUGAGGUACCUGGCUGAGUUCCCAGAGGCCCUGGCUAAGCAGCACUCCCGGGACUCUGGCUCUCCAGGCCACAGCAGCCUGCCAGGCUCUUCUCGACAGAGGCUUCUCAGCUCCAGCCUUCAAGAAACUGAGAAGCCCCCAGCUCUGCGCAAGACCCACAGCACGUAUGACCACCACAGGGAGCAUAACACACCCCUCCUUGACUCCACACUGAGGAGGACCCUGUCCAAGAAGUCCUCGACAUCAGAGGGCCAAGCAGAGGGGCCCCCAGCCCUGGGCUUCAGGUCGGCCAGUGCCCACAACUUGACCGUAGGAGAAAGACUCCCCAGAGCCAGGCCCAUUUCCCUGCAGAAGUCACUUAGUGUUGCGGCUGGCUCCAGGGAAAGGGCUCUGCUUGUGGCCAGUCAGGCCUACCUGGAGGAAACCUAUCGACAAGCAAAAGAGAGAGAGGAGAGAAAGAAAGCGGAGGCAGUCGCAGUGAGCCCAGUGCCAAGCCCAGCGCUGAGCCCAGCACGCAGGCCAUCUGCCAGGAGGUUGGAGAGGCCUCUAAGGCCUCCUCUGUCAGCCCCACCAUCCCCUGCCAAGAGCAGCAGCCUUGACAGUUCUCAUACUCCGGGGAGGCCUCAGGAGGAGCCUGGGAGAAGGCUACCUCACCCACCCAUCCGGCACCAGGUCUCCACACCUGUCUUGGCUCUGUCUGGGGCCUGCCUGGGAGAGCCAAGAAUGUUGUCUCCCACUCCAACCUCCACAUUGGCUCCUGUUCUGUUGCCAACCCUGGCCCCACCCUCUACCCCUGUCCUGGCACCACCCUCUACCCCUGUCCUGGCCCCACCCUCUACCCCUGUCCUGGCCCCACCCUCUACCCCUGUCCUGGCACCAGUCCCAUUGUCCCCCCAAAGCCCGCCCCUACUCACUUUCAUCUGCCCCUGGGAGAAUGCAGAACUGCCAAGCAAGAAAGAAAAUGUGGUCCAGGAAGGUCCCACGGGGUCAGAGCAAAGCAGCCACCUACCUGCCUCAGCUCGGACCAGGAUCUGGAGGGCCCUCUCUGUGGCAAUGGAGAAAAGGGGAGCUGGAGAGAGUGAGAGGACCACCGAGGAUGGACAUGUCCAGGGGGAAACCGAUGACGUGAAUGAGGACAAGCCCAAGGUCUUCUCAAAAUCUCACAGCCUCAAGACCCCCCUGCAGCAGGGCUCCGUGCACAGCCUGGGCCUGGCCAUCAAAGCUCUAAGCCGUUCUAGGAGCACCUACAAAGAGAAGGAGGGUGGGGAGGACAACCCUGAGACUGAGAAGGGAAAGCCUACAGGGUUGAGCAUGGCGGCUCCACCCCGAUCCCCCAGGCGAGGCCGGCCCAAGGCAGUGAGCAAACAGGCUGCCCUUAGCCCCUGUGAAGAUGAGGAGUCUCUCCAGAACCAACAGAAUGCUCACACCAGCAAAAUGCUCCAUGGCUGUCACAGAGAGGGCAGCAGAGGACAGGACGAUAGGAACAAGAGGGCAUCACAGGGCCCAGGAGAGCAAAGAGUUGAGAGAACUGGUAAGCUAGGGCUUGCUACACUGAGACAAGUUUUUGGGGACAAAAAUGCUGAACAAGCAAAGGAAUCCUCUGUGGGUGAACAAGAGGCAAACAAUUCUGCCCUCCAGCCCCUAGGCAGUGCUGACCACAGGGUGGCAGAGGUAUGCCCCUGGGAAGUACCUCACUCAGGAAUGUCCCAGUCAGAGAGUAGCAACAAGGCCACAGUCUGCCCCUGGGAGGGGACUGAAGGAAACCUUGAGAAGACACCAUCAAUACAAGUUCUAAGCAGCUCCUGGGAAGAGAAGGAGAAAGCCCCAGAGGUAUCAGAGCCCAGGGGUGUGGGAGCCAUUACUGGGAGAAAGCCAGAGAGGCUGAUCCGGAGUCAGGAGGCAGUGUGUCCUUGGGAAAAUGCCGACCCUAGAGGUCUGUCUCCACAGUUGGCCCAUCGGGAUUCUGACAGAACCCAGGGCAAGUCUGCAGUAGUGGGCAGUCCAGAGGGUCUUCCACCUGAGGCUGCCAAGGCUGAGCUGUGCCCCUGGGAACUGAGUGAUAAAGGGGAGAAGACAUUGCCCCAGAGAGUGAAGGAACUCCCUGAAGAAAGGCAGAAAUCCCCCAAGAAGGCAGUUCUCUGGAGAGAACAGAAUCUGGGCAGAGACCUGCUGUCUCUCUGUCCUUGGGAAAGUACAGAUUUUCGGGGUCCCUCAGCAGUCUCACUUCAAGCCUCAGGAGGCUCAGGGAGUUCAGGCAGUGGUACUGCAGAGAUCUGCCCACGGGAGUCCUCUAAUGGCAAGAAAGCUGAGCUCUGUCCCUGGGAACUGGGAGCAGGCACAGACACACUGAAUCAGGGAGGGGAUGGGGAGACCGCCUCUAGAAAGGGGUACUUGGGAAAGAUGGGGGAGCAAACUGCAAGGGCAAAGGCUUCAGUCCAUCCAGGGCAGGAGUCAGUGUGCCCCUGGGAGGACGCAGCCCCUGAGCAGUCCAGCCCACAUCCAGACAGCUCCUCCUCCAAGGCUGGUGGGCAGUUCCCAAGCAGUGGGGCCAGCCAGGCCUUGCAAGUGUGUCACCGGGAAGAGCUCAAGUCAGAAGAGAAGCAGGCAAAGCCUUCAACAGCAGAAAUCUGUCCCUGGGAAGUAGAUGGAAGAACCGGGGACAGGACAUCAGAACACACACCAAAAAGAGAAUUUCAAAAAGGUGAGGAAAAAGUACCUGGAAAAGCAAGAAUCCAAACUUGGGAAAAGACUGGGAGGCAGAUCCAAAAGCAGGAAGCGAUCUGCCCUUGGGAGAGCAUGGACCUUGGUAGCACUCCACAAAAAGACACAGAGAAACCCCAAGCCAUUCUCCAGAAGCAAGGCAGUAUGGGAGGCAAAGCUGCUGAGAUCUGCCCAUGGGACAUGGAGGAGAGCCUGACGGCUGAGAAGGCCAAGAUCUGUCCCUGGGAAGUGGGUGCUGGCGCCGGAGAGGAGAGGACUGUGGGAGCUGGAGCCUCUGGGAUCUCUCUGAAUGACACAGGCCAGACUUCUGCAGAUUCUGGACCUAGGCAGAUAGCAGCUACUACUCCAAAUAAGUCAGAGAGGCCGAGCCUGGAGAAGGAGGAGGUCUGUCCGUGGGACAGUGUGGGCUCAGGGGACUCCUGUCAGCAGCCAGACACUCUGAGCACCGAGAAACCAAAAGAUGGGCUCCAGGAUGGUGUGAUCGCCAGGCCAAUAGAGGUGUGUCCCUGGGAAGUAGAGGAAGUUCCUGUCAGUGAAAAAGCCAAGAUCUGUCCCUGGGAUGUGAAUGUGGGAACCAAGGUGAAAAGCCUGGAGCGAGAGACAGAGAGUGAGCCAGCGGAGGAAGGGCCAAAGGAUCUGGAAAAGGUGGCAGCCCAGGUCACUGAGGUCUCAGGCUUGCCCAGCAACAUCAACAGUCAGAUCGCAGAAGGGCAGUCCUUGGAAGCAAGUGACAGGGUGACAGAUAUGGGAGUCCUGAGGGAAGAUCUGAAGACAGGUUCUCUCCCAGAACACACAACCCAAGGAAAAGCUGCAGCUUUGAAAUCACAGUUCCCCGUGGACGAGGGAGGAACAAGCAAGGAGCUAGCCAGCCCCCAGACACUGGUCAGUGCGGGCAGGAGGGUUGCUGAGGUGUGUCCAUGGGAUGCUCCUAUCCCAGAACAGAAUGAACCUGACAGUGACACCAAGGUUGAGCUCUGUCCCUGGAAGGUGACUGGGAGAAUUAUGGAGCCACAGACAUCAGGACCGAAUGAAAAGGACUCUCAAGAGGAACAAGAAAGGGUCCCUGAAAAACCAGAGCACAAAGGGGUAGCAGUUCAGGAAAUGCCACAGAUCAGCAGCCUUGGGAAGCAGGAAGCUAUGUGUCCUGGGGAAAGUCAGGACUUUGGGGUGCAACCAGCCACAGGUGCUUCUGACGGAAGCAAAGGCGGUUCUGAGAAAGUGGGCUCUGUGGGGUCCAGGGUGGCAAAAGUGUGUCCUUGGGAAGUAGAAGAAGUUCCCUCUGCUAAGAAAGCAGAGAUCUGCCCUGGGGAAACAAGUUCAGGAGAGGUGGUGGAGGGGGCACUGGACCAGGGGCAGGAUCGAGAGUCACAGGGGGCUGGAGGAGCUGAAGGACGCUUUUUAGAAGCAGAAGGGACAGUCUACCCCUUGGAAGGCACAGAGUCAGCAGAGCUCUUCCCUGAAGCAAACAUCCUGGACACAGACCACUGUAAGGUCAGCCCCCAUGGAUCAAGCAGCCCAGGGAAAAGGCCAGCAGAACUAUGUCAGUGGGAAGUCACAGACCCAGAAGGAAAUAAAAUCAAGGGCACCAUGGCAGAUAUCUGUCCAUGGGAGGAAGCCAGAGCCCCAACUGAUGGAUCUGGCCUCCUGGCUUUACCGACAACCCAGACAGAUGUCCCUGCUGCUCCUGAGAACUCACUCUGCCUCUCUGUACACAGACCUUUGGAGAGCUUUGUUCCAGUGAGCAAGAGCGUCCGUCCAGAAGUGAACAAGUCACCCAGUGCUUUUCUUCUGGAAGGUGUCAGAGAACAAGAACCUUUGGGACUUGAGGCUGGAGCCAAGUCAGCUCCAGAGCCCAGUCUCGAAGAAGCGGAGGCUCCAAAGCCUUCCUCCUUAACUGAAGACCAAGGACAAAUGGCUUCUGAAACUCAAGAUGGAGAACUUAGCCCUCCAUUUGCUUAUCCUUGGGACUGUGAAUGACACUGCCAUAGAGAGGUCAGAGCUCCUUCAGGACACGUCCCACGUGCCAGUUCCCAAAUAGCUGACUCAAAGACUACAGACGCUUGGCUUCUCCUCUCCUCAAGAGGCCAGAAGGCAAUUCAUUCAAAAACUGUACAAGAGGGGUGCAGUUUGGGGGCUAAGAGAUGGCUCAGAGGUUAAGAGCACUGGCUGCUCUUCCAGAGGUCCUGAGUUCAAU
Messenger RNA from Microtus ochrogaster (prairie vole), 7154 nucleotides. It is a transcript of the gene Gpr179, whose product is annotated as G protein-coupled receptor 179. Gene Ontology annotation, cellular component: membrane. Gene Ontology annotation, molecular function: G protein-coupled receptor activity. NCBI's taxonomy places the organism in Eukaryota, Metazoa, Chordata, Mammalia, Rodentia, Cricetidae. The record is from RefSeq and is a predicted model, not a curated record. Gene Ontology annotation, biological process: G protein-coupled receptor signaling pathway.